Indicator indicator is the source of this 1041-nucleotide messenger RNA. Its product is annotated as heparan sulfate glucosamine 3-O-sulfotransferase 1-like. The transcript has a single exon. Lineage: Eukaryota; Metazoa; Chordata; Aves; Piciformes; Indicatoridae. The record is from RefSeq and is a predicted model, not a curated record. Bases 112 to 1041 code for a protein of 309 amino acids. Gene Ontology annotation, molecular function: [heparan sulfate]-glucosamine 3-sulfotransferase activity.
GAAACUUGCUGUGCACUUACCACGGGUUCUGCCAGUCGGCUGGAAAGGGGACUUAUCUAUUCUUUCAUUAGUCAAGCAUAACCUUAUCUCAAACUAAUUAUUCUUCUCCACAUGGCCUUCCUACUCGUGUCAGCUUAUCUUCUGCUGACUCAUGCUCGGGGUGCUCCUGUUGAGAAUGGGGCACUGUUGGAAACACUGAAGUCACAAGUAGGAUUAUUCAGCAAUAAAAGUGAACACUAUUCAGCACAGGUGAGACCUCCUGGCACAAGUCGACAAAUACCUCAGACAAUCAUCAUAGGAGUUCGUAAAGGAGGGACAAGAGCUUUGCUGGAAAUGUUGGAUAUUCAUCCUAAUAUUGUGGUAGCAGCUACAGAAGUCCACUUCUUUGACUGGGAUGAAAAUUAUGUGAAAGGAAUUGACUGGUAUAGAAGUCUGAUGCCAUUUUCAUAUGGAAAUCAAAUUACAAUUGAGAAAACACCAGGCUAUUUUACAUCGCCACAGGCUCCAGAAAGAAUUCAUGACAUGAAUAGCUCCAUUAAACUGCUGCUCAUUCUAAGAGAUCCCACUGAGAGAGUUAUAUCUGACUAUACCCAAGUAUAUUACAACAGAGUAGAAAGCCACAAGCCUGUUCAGCUUUUUGAAGAUAUUGUUAUUAAGAAUGGAGCACUUAAUACCAAAUACAAAGCUAUUCAGAGAAGUCUAUAUGAUGUUCAUAUGGAAAAGUGGCUUAAGCAUUUCAGUUUGGACCAGAUUCACAUAGUCGAUGGCAAUACUUUAAUCAAGGACCCUCUUCCUGAAUUACAAAAAGUUGAAAGGUUUCUAAAUCUUCCUUCCCGAAUUGUGUCUUCUAAUUUUUAUUUUAACCAAACCAAGGGAUUCUACUGCAUUAGAAGUGAUGGAAGAGAGAGAUGUUUACAUGAAUCCAAAGGACGUCCCCAUCCUCUUGUUAACAACACUGUUUUAGAGCAACUGUAUUCAUACUUCAGAGAGCACAAUGCAAAAUUUUACAGAAUGGUUAAUCAUUCCUUUGACUGGCAUUAA